CCAUCUAGUCGAUACGCCCGGAGUCCUCGACCCUGCGAUCCGGGAUGGAUCUGGACCACAGUGGUGGGAACCUGGACCAAGCACGUCCCCGGGUAAAAAAGCUUGCUCCUGGCGAAUCUCAACUGCGGUUUCACCAUCCACGUGGGGGGCCGAGGUGUUUAUAAAGGGUGACCAGGAUAAAUCCCUUUUCCGUUGCCCUCCCGUCUUCCCACCUCUGCUGGGAUGCUGCUCGUCUGGGUUGCAUCCCCUCCGCCAUGAAGAUCCACCAGUGUUUGUUCGCCAUCUUGUUGGCCUUUGCUGCUCUUGUUGCGGCAUCGAAUAGCACCGAAUUUCCCCAGUGUGCAGUGUCUUGUUUGGCCCAAGAAUCCUCCAGUUGCAGCAUCUAUGAUGCGUCAUGUGUCUGUACCGGUGCCGCCAGCAAGUCGGCCCUCGUGAGCUGCGCGGAAAGCAGCUGCACGGCGAAAGAUUACUACAUCACCAGACAUCUGUAUGAGCUCGAAUGUGGUCUCCCCAUCAAGAAGGGGCCCCUCCUCGUCGACCCCGCCACUCUCGCACCCGCCAUCCUCGCAACCAUCUUUUUCUUCAUUCGGAUAGCAGCGAAGCUGGGAAAUCUUGCGGGUGGCUGGGGACCGGAUGACUAUACUGUGACUGCGGCAUUUAUACUGGGAGUGGCCUUGUUUGUUGUGAAUACCUAUAUGAUCAAAUACGGUUUCGGCAUGAACUCGUGGGAUAUUCUCCCCUUUCACCACAUCACCCUGGUGUUUCAGUACUUUGAAGGCCUCGCCAUGAUGUACAAGAUCCAAAUCUCGCUCUGCAAAAUCUCGGUACUGCUGUUCCUGCUCCGCAUCUUCCAGUCCCGUGUGUUCCGCGUCCUCGCCUACAUCCUCAUCGGCGUCAACGCCGCCAUCGGCAUCACGUUUUCCUUGGUGGAUCUGCUUCGGUGUACCCCAGUCCACCUGGACUGGGAUGGGUGGACUGGUGAAAAUAUAGAAGAGGGAACCUGUAUCAAUUUCAUCGCCGCGGUCAUGGUGCACUGUCUCGUCAACAUUUUCGUCGACGUCGUUAUCGUCAUCCUGCCGAUCUACGAAGUCACCAAGCUGCAGCUGCCCUUUACCAAGAAAGUCACCGUGGCAUUCAUGUUCAUGAUGGGUCUCAUUUUGACUAUCGUCGCUAUCAUCCGAGUCGUCGUCUUCUGGGAGCACCGUUGGACCAACAACCUGACCGCCGGCCUCCAACCCCUAAUCCACUGGUCGGUCAUCGAAUCCCAAAUCGCCAUCAUGACCACCUGCCUCCCCGCCGCCCGCGCCUUCAUCACCCACUACUUCCCAGCCUUGGGCGGCAGCUCCGCCCGUCGGACCUACGCCCGCACCAAUUCCUUGUACAACAACACGCCGUCCGGCGCGAACAGCAAGAUCUCCAAGUCGGUGAAUAUCUCCGUUGACUACACGACGCGGUCGGCGCGGGAUUCUACCAGUGCUGUUCAUCUGGUGGAGAUGGAUGGGCGAUACGAGCGGUUCUGA
This is a messenger RNA of Aspergillus ibericus CBS 121593, 1520 nucleotides long. Its product is annotated as CFEM domain-containing protein. Lineage: Eukaryota; Fungi; Ascomycota; Eurotiomycetes; Eurotiales; Aspergillaceae. The record is from RefSeq and is a predicted model, not a curated record. The transcript has 7 exons. Bases 255 to 1520 code for a protein of 421 amino acids.